AUUUUAAAUGAUUAAUUUUCACUUUUAAUAUCAUAUUUUGACCUUCUACACUCCCAAAUUUGAAUUUAAUUCAUAUUUUUAACUUUUUAAGGGGGUUUCAAAACACUGCAUAGUGACGGAGAUCGGCAAUGACAAACACCGCAGAGGUAGACACGUGGUAGAAGCCUAGAGUAGAAGCUGUAGGAGAAAACGCACAGCCAAUCGUGGUGGAGGCCACCUGGUGAUGUCAGAAUAUGCAGAUUAGAUGACUGAAUUUACUCGCAUCACAAAGUUGUUGUUUUUUUUUGUUUUUUUUGGGGGGGGGGUCACCAAACAUGUGUUCAGAACUUCUUUGCUACAGUUUGUGAAUGAUGCCCAGUUCAUAAAACACAAAACAACCGAGCAGAACAUGUAAACAUUCACAGUGCACGUCUCGUCUUCACUUGUCCACUGAGCAUCGUAUCUGUGCCUGAAUGCUGGUUUAAUGAAUCUGACCAAUAACUUUUAGAAUAAGAAACAGAAAUCCUUCAAAAAUCCUCCUGGGGAAAUUCAGUAAAUUAUUCCUAAUAAUAUUCUCUCAGUCUUCUGAUACAGUUUGGCUGCAAAGAAAAGGAACUGCCAGUCGUGCCUCUUGAUAACCAGUCAUCACGAGACUUUUCAGGGGAAAUGAGAAAAAUGAAGAUUCCCUGUGGUACAUAAACAUGAAGUAAAAGAGAAAGUGGAAGAUUUAUAAAUACAAAUUGAUGUUGUGUACAAUCCAGGACAGCUGACUUAAAGGUUUUUAUAAUCUUCUAAGAAAAGGAGUAUGCAAUGUAACAGGUUAUGUUUUUAUUAUAAGCUGAGCAGUUUUGACACACUGUUAACUGUAGUUAACUGACUGCCCCACCUAUUUUCAGUCACUUUCACUUCCUCUGUCACUUCAUGACGGAAAGAGGGCAGGGGGAUGUCAGGUAGAGAUAUGUUGCACUGCAUAACAAGCCCUCUAUGUAUAAAGAGAGGAACAUCUUUCGGAAACUAUUUAACAGGAUUAUGUUGAUGGGACAUCUAUGAAUACUCAGCUAGUCUUCAUCUGACACCGUGAGUAUUACAAAUCAUGGUUCUUAGAUGAAUUUUAUGCUAAUUUUGGUCUUCUUGACCAUGGGCUCAUGUUAAAAAUGGCUAGAGUGAGUGUUAUCUGUUUAUAGACUGAUAUAUUAAACCUAAAUAUCAUCAAUUUCAACCAUAACUAAUUUGUGGAUAUUUGUUGAGUUAUUUUCUUUUAUUGGAUUUCAGGACGAUCCUCGACAGAUUCAUUACCAAGUGGACUGUUGAAUGAGAAAUUGCUAUUUCUUGCUUACAAUCAGUCCUGAAAUCAAAGAAGAUAAAAUAAUGAAGCUACCAUCUUGUGAGCUUUAUAUUAUCUUCUACUUGAUGAAUUUCAUCAGUCUUGUUCUGCCGGUUGCAGGGUUCGCACUGAGAGAUCAGUGUAAAAUCAGUAACAAUAGCUUCAGCUGCCACCCUCUCAAGAGUGGACUCAGAGCUGUUCCUAAGGAUAUUCCCCCAACAGUGAAGAGUAUUGACUUGUCUGCAAACAAAAUUUCGAAAAUACAAUCCACAGAUUUUAAAAAUCUAUCUCUUGUGACAGAGUUAAGCCUAAAAGACAACAACAUUUCACAAAUAGAAACCGGUGCCUUUGCUCAUCUUAUUUCCCUGACUCAGUUAAGUCUGAGUAACAACAGACUUGUUAAACUUGGCGAUGAUCUUUUUGCUGGUUUGAGCAAUCUCAAAGAGCUCAGAAUAACAAGCAAUCAAAUUGAGAAAGUGGCGCCCACCUCUUUUAAAUCCUUGACAAGCUUGACUCUUAUGGACAUCUCUCACAACAAACUCCACAGCAGUACAAAAGUUCAGUCUAUACUGCAACAACUACCGAAUCUACAAAAGCUUAUCAUCACAAACAAUGACUUAACCCAUUUUCAAUCAUGGGAACUGAGCAACAGCUCACUACAGCUUACUUCACUUGAUGUUUCCCAGAACCGCAUAGCGGUCUUUAGGAUCACCGCAGAUAUAUUCCCAAAUCUCACCUGGUUGAACAUCGGUUCUACCAUUAACCACAAGAUGACAUGGGACAUACGUAACAAGACUUUCCUGAGACAAGUGUCUACUCUUGAUGUAAGUGGGCUUCAACUGGCUUCUGACGACUGGAAAACAUUCCUAGAAACUUUCAACUCCUCUCUGACGACUCUGAGGAUGAAUCAAAUGAAACAUAACCUGACAGAGCUCAUUGGCAUUGCCUGCACCAUCCCAACACUGAAUGAACUCCAGCUCCGACAAAACAAACUCUACUUUAUUCACUCAAAUUUGUUCAAGCUGUGCGCUAACAUAACAGAGUUAGACCUUUCAAACAAUAACAUAAAAAACAUUGACGACAGGGCUUUCUCAUCCCUGAAAGGUUUAACUUUCUUGAGUCUGGCUCAUAACAAACUUCCAUCGGUUCCAGCCGCCACAAGGAAUCUACCAACUCUUACAGAGCUCAAUCUCAGCAGAAACAACAUCAGAAAACUUGGAUGCCAUGAUUUUGCCAAUCUGACAAAGCUCAAAGAGCUUAGCCUUUAUCAGAACACCAUCCCAACUUUAACUGAGUGUGCUUUUAAGGAUAUAAUAAGACUGCAAGUUUUAAAGCUGCAAAACAGCGGCAUCUCGAGAUUAAAUGGUGCUUUCAAGAAACACUUGCCAUAUCUCAGACAACUGCAAUUGUUUGGAAAUAAGCUCACCUUCAUUAAACAUGGGGAGCUAAAAGGCCUAAAGUCCCUCCAGAACUUGUCUCUGUUUGACAAUCAAAUCACAACUCUUGAUGAGGGCUGUUUUAUUGGACUGGGAAAUCUUACUAAUUUACUGCUUCAAUCCAAUAAUAUUUAUGCAGAUAAUUUCAAACAGAGCUCCUUCACUGGUCUCAUAAAUUUAAAAAGGCUGGAUCUGAGAGACAAUCACAUAGCCUAUAAGGGCAGAUCCACUUGGCCUGAUCCGCCAUUUUCUCACCUCACUCAGCUAGAAGAACUGGCUAUUCCUGCACAACACCACAGAUUGAAGUCCCAGCUGCCACCAAAUUUCCUUAAAGGUUUGACAAAUCUUUUAAAAUUCAACGCAAGGAAUAUGCAACUCGAACACCUCGACAAAGACACGUUCAAGGACACACCUCGGCUGCAAGUACUUGACAUCAGUACCAAUGACAUAAAAAAUCUCUCUCCAGAGAUUUUUUCCCCAAUACAAAAUCUUAAAAGCCUCUACAUAUCUAGACUAGGUCUUAAGUCUCUUAAUUUCCUCGUAGACGCUAAACUUGCUAAGCUAGAGUUCCUUCAGGUAAGACACAAUACAUUUCCAGUUAUAAGAGAAGAGGAAAUCAACGCCCUCCCAGCUCUGGUGUUCUUGGAUCUCUUUGAACACAGUUUCAAAUGUGACUGCGAUAAUGCCUGGUUUCUAGAGUGGGCAGUGAACAACAACCAAACUCAGGUUUAUGAUGCCUAUAACUUUGAGUGUAACAAUCCCCAAAGCCUCAUAGGCACAAAACUGUUGGACCUUGACAUCAAGUCGUGCUCAGUGAACACUGAUUUCAUCUGCUUCAUAUCCACCACCUGUUCAACCCUCCUGCUCAUGGUGGUGUCCUUCACCUACCAUUUCCUGAGAUGGCAACUAGUAUAUGCCUACUACCUUUUCUUGGCAUAUCUCUUUGACUCCAAACGUAAAACCAAGCAAGCUCCCGACCAGUAUGAUGCCUUUGUCUCCUACAACGCCCACGAUGAGCCAUGGGUCAUCAGAGAGCUGUUACCAAAACUGGAAGGCGAGCAGGGCUGGAGGUUGUGUCUGCACCAUCGAGACUUUGAGCCAGGUAAACCCAUCAUGGAGAACAUAACAGAUGCCAUCUAUGGGAGCAGGAAGACGAUCUGUGUGAUCAGCCAAAGAUACCUGGAGAGUGAGUGGUGCUCCAGAGAAAUCACACUGGCCAGUUUCCGUCUGUUCGACGAGCAGAAAGACGUUCUGAUCCUGGUGUUUCUGGAGGAGAUUCCCACCGCUCAGCUGUCUCCUUACUACCGCAUGAGGAAGAUGCUGAAGAAGCGCACCUAUCUGAGCUGGCCACGAUCCGAGAACACUGAGCUGUUCUGGGAGAAACUCCGCCAGGCUCUGAAAACCAGAGAAGACCACAAUGAAGACCAGUUCCUCCUCACUGUGGGGGACCAGUCAUAGAGGAGGAAAUGCAACCUGUUCGGUCUUCUAGUCUUUGAAAUGAACUCAUCAACAUACUUGUAAGACUUUAAAAAGGGUUUAAUCGCUCUAUUUCAACUUUGACUCCUGACAUUUUGUUCAUAAUUUCGGGACAUUCAGCCUCAGAUGUUUUCUAUUAAAUCCUUUCUCACAUGUAUUUCAAAGCAGGAGACAUUCGGAAGAAAUAGUCAGUUUUGUUCAGAUGAAGGUGACGUACCUAGGAGUGUGCAGAAAGAAGAGAUUUCUGUAAUCGUGACUUUUUGGGGACAGUGUUUUUAAAAGAAUGUUAAAGGACAUUUCAAGGAGUCACAAAUGCCUAGCAGAAAUGCAAACACCUCUACUUUCUGUUACAUGGCACGUAUCCAAAGCAAACACAUCUUAAAAUCGAUCUUCUUCGUAAUGAUGCAUUUACCACAGCCUACAACUGUAUAAGUUCUUUGCAGAUGACUUUACACAGCAGUAGAGAAUAACCCUUGGGGGGGGGGCAAGAGGUAAUUUCUGCAAGAAACACAACCAAAUAGACCAUGUUUUAAGCUGUUCAUGACUAUGCCAAGUGUUCAAAGUGUAAAAUGAAGGCAUCCUUAAACUUAAGCUGGGUGUUCACCGUGCGAAUUCCAUCCGACUCAGCACAGAAUUUGAAGUCACAUGACUCACUUGGAAGUUAAAGCGACUUUCAGUCAAAUCGUCUUGUAUUUGUUGUACAGCGUACAGGGAUAUAACGGCCGACCUUGCCCUGACUGCAGCCAGAUCAGCAGCUCCCGACAGGUCGGAUGGAUUUCGUACAACUCCGGAUAUUCUCAACAGGGAGAGCAGAAUCCUCAGCUUUGGGGUGUUUUUUUUCUUUUGUAAGUUGUCAGACAGCAUCUUAAAUCAUCAUGACUUUCUAAUGCACCCCCAAGCAGUUACACUGUAUGAGUUGACAAUCCACCACAACUGUAAUAGAGACGCUGGAAAUCGCACAGUGUAUGCCUGGCUUUAAGCUACUUUUCUGUUACAAAAGUAGUGAAAUAUUCAGAGAAAGUUUUAAAAAUCUUACGGUACAAAAACAGCAGGCAGGAAUUUCAAAAAAGCCUCCUUAUUAAACCUGGAUGUGUAUGUAUGGUCCAUUUUCACAAAGCGGUCCGGUGAGGUUCAGUUUAGUUCUGCCAUGGUUUCAUUUAACCCUGAACUUGCUUGUGUUUCCCCAGCUGAUGUCUAGCCGGACUCACAAGUUGCGACAGGAAAUCUGUCUCUUUAAAGAGAUCCAGAUCAUUUGCCUCAGAUCAGCAGAGAUGGUUGUUUGGCUCCCAAAUGGCUUUUCAUUUGGUACCAGUUUGCCUUUUUAAUAUAAAUCAAACAGGAUGGAGAAAAGAAAGCUCAAACAUGACCUAGCUACCGUGGCUAACAUUAAAGAGCACUUUUGCAGCAUAGGCUUGUUGGUGAAUGGCACAUCUUCACACAGUUGCAACUCCACAAGGUUUAUUUGGGUUGAUAGUGCAUCACGGUUUUCAAUUAAAAGCAGGUUUGUGAUAAAGUGAGGAUUUCUUUACACAUUAAAGGGGCUCAGCUAGCCACUUAGGUCAGUACAAGACUCAAGACUCAAGACUCUUGUCUCCCCUCAUCUGGAUCAAGGUUAUAAUAGUUUUAGAUUUUUCAUUAGUUUCUAUUUUUG
Messenger RNA from Cheilinus undulatus (humphead wrasse), 5866 nucleotides. RefSeq names its product toll-like receptor 13. The record is from RefSeq and is a predicted model, not a curated record. Gene Ontology annotation, cellular component: membrane. The coding region runs from base 1291 to 4197 and encodes 968 amino acids. Gene Ontology annotation, biological process: inflammatory response; immune response; toll-like receptor signaling pathway. The transcript is spliced from 3 exons. NCBI's taxonomy places the organism in Eukaryota, Metazoa, Chordata, Actinopteri, Labriformes, Labridae. Gene Ontology annotation, molecular function: transmembrane signaling receptor activity; protein binding.